This is a messenger RNA of Lutra lutra (Eurasian river otter), 2387 nucleotides long. RefSeq lists its product as uncharacterized. The transcript has 9 exons. NCBI's taxonomy places the organism in Eukaryota, Metazoa, Chordata, Mammalia, Carnivora, Mustelidae. The record is from RefSeq and is a predicted model, not a curated record. Gene Ontology annotation, biological process: dephosphorylation. The coding region runs from base 75 to 1703 and encodes 542 amino acids. Gene Ontology annotation, molecular function: polynucleotide 5'-phosphatase activity; protein tyrosine/serine/threonine phosphatase activity.
UCCUGGAGGUUUGUUCUGGAAGACAGCUGAGAGCGCGGUGUCCUGGCGCGUGGGAGCCCCGCACCUCUCGAGUCAUGGUGAAGAAGAACAGUAUCCCCAACGGGUGGAGGACUGUGACGCCAAUUGGACAUCCUCUACCUGGAACACGAUUUAUUGCUUUUAAAGUUCCUUUAAAGGGAGCAGUUAAUCAGAGACUUACUCCAACCCAGAAGUUUACACCAAAAGAUUUGAUAAGUGCAAUAAAAGCACUAAAUGUGGAACUUGGAUUAAUUAUCGAUCUAACAUACACCACAAGAUAUUAUGAAGUUAAGGAUUUACCUAAAAGCAUUCAUUAUAAAAAACUUUAUACUGUUGGACUUGAAGUCCCUGACAAUGCUACUAUUCUGCAGUUCAAAAAGUGGGUCAGAAAGUUCCUGUGGGAAAAUGCAGAAAAUGAUAAACUCAUUGGAGUUCAUUGUACCAAUGGAAUUAACAGAACAGGAUACCUUAUAUGUAGGUACCUUAUCGAUGUUGAAGGCUGGGAUCCAGAUACAGCAAUUCAAGCUUUUGGUGAGGCCCGUGGUCAUCGAAUAGAUGGAUGUGUGUACUUAAAGGAUCUCAAAACUCGACCCAUGAGAAGUAAUCUUGGAAUGGAUGUCUGGGAUUCUGAUGAAGAUGCAAAUCUCCCAUCUAAUUCUAUGGAAGAAUCUGGAGAUUGGUCCCCAAAUGAAGACUUUCAUGGCAGGACUGGGAAAAGGUCAAGGCUUCUUAAUGACCAGCACCCUAGAAGUGAUGUACAGAUAAAGGAUUAUGAUUAUGUCAACAAUGGACGUUUCCAGAGGCAUGGGAAUUUGUAUAAACACAGGUGUAGUGACAGCAUGCCAGAAGAGAGACACCUGAGAAAUUGGGAUUUGGGUAACAAAGGACCAGGACCAAGAUGUUCAUUCUUUGCUAAUCACCAGUGUUAUGAUGUCUCUCAAGAGGAAACAGAUUUCAAUAACAAGAUACAUGGAACCAGACCGAGACCAUUUCAUGAUCCCCAGCCUCACAGUGACUGCCAUGAACCAGAUGCUGGAGGUGAUUUUGAUUUUGUUAGCAAAGUUGAUGGACAAAGGAGACAUUCCAUUCAGAAUCAUCAGGCCUAUAGCAACUGUUGGGAAAAUUUUCCAACAAAAGAUUAUGGUUUUAUCAACAGAAGCUGGGGACAAAAACGACGGCCUUUCUAUAACCACCAUGAGUACCCACUUCGUGGUGAUUUUCAGGACCAUUUACUUGUACAGACUUCUCAUUUUCUCAACAGGGGUGGUGGUUUUCAAAGGCAAAAACCCUUCUACCAGAACCAUUUUCAUGAUGAAAUGAAUUUGGAAGAUUUAGAAUAUACCGAUGUCAUAUCAGAGCACACACGAGGAUCUCUACAUGACCAUUCCAACAAUGAUUUCUCAGAGAAAAUGUCAUUGAAAAAAUAUGUUAAUAGAGGUCAUGGACAAAGACUACCACCUUUUCCAAAGUUUAAAAAGCAAAGGCAUUUAAGAAAUUUUGAUUUCAACAGUGGAACAAAACCAUGGCAUAUAUCUUCCUGUAACCACCCACGUAAUGAUCCACAAGAACAGGUUCUUUUGGAAGACUUGGAUUUUGAACAGGAAACAUCCUCACAAAGACCACGGUCUUUUCGGGACUCCCCACUUCCUGAUAACAUAAAUCCUAACUGGCAUUUAGAUAAGUGAGUCAUUUUGUUUUGCACAGUAAGAAACGGUACUUGACUCCAACAAAACACUCAGACUUCUUUCAGAUUAGGUAUUUGUAUAAAAGUUGUAUAAAUUAUCACCCAAAGCUAAAAUUCAGAUUUAUUCUUAUAUAGAUUCAGUUUGUGAUGAAGGUUUAUUUCUGAUGCUGUGAAUUAUAAAUUUACCUUUAUUUCCUACAAUUGCAGUAAAUAUACAAAUUAGAUUUAAAUGGUUUAGCUUUUCACUGUAAGCUAGUAGUAAAAAACAAAACAAAAAACAAGAAACCGAUUUCUCAGAGAAAAUGUAAAAUACAUUUUACAGUAUAGUACUGUAAAUGUAUUUUCUUUUACGAUUUUUGAAUAACAUUUUCUUUUCUCUAGCUUAUUGUAAGAAUACAGUAUAUAACACAUGUAGCAUAGGACCACAUGUUAGUCAACUGUUUAUGUUACCAGUAAGGCUUCUGGUAAACAGCAGGCUGUUCCUAGUUAAGUUUAGGGGAGUCAAAAGUUACGCGUGCAUUUUUUACUACACAGGGAUCAGCGCCCCUAACCUCCAGUUGUUCAGGGGUCAAAUGAAUUCCUUCUAGCUGUCCUACAAAUUAUUUUUUCUUUAAUUUUAAUUCCAGUAUGGUUAACAUACAGUGUUAAAUUAGUUUCAGGUAUACAAUAAAGUGCUUCAGCAAUU